UUAGUGCGUGAUUGUUCUUGCGGUUGACGAUUCUAUAAAUUGCAGAUUGCAUGGCGUUGAAUUUUGAGGAUUUUUUUUUUCUGCUUCAAUUUUGUUUGGUGAUCACGCGUGCGGUGUGCUUCAUUUGGUUUCCAUGGAUCGAGGUUACAGGUGCACCGAUCGAUUCGCCAUGGAGAUAAUGAAGUCUAUGGCGGCGUUCGCGAGGCUCACCAUGGAGCGACGCCGCCGCCGCCUGUGGCCGCUGCUGCUCGUCUCGGUCGCCCUCGUCCUGCUCUCCGUCGCUGCUUCGACAGUCGGUCUCCUACCCUACUUCCGCACCGUCUUCUACCUUACCGCGCCCCCGCUUCCUCCUCCUCCGCCGCCACCGACCGCGAGGAUUCCCCGACUGGCGUACCUGGUCUCCGGGUCGAAGGGCGACCUGGACCGGCUGUGGCGGGCUCUGCGGGCGCUGUACCACCCGCGCAACUUCUAUGUCGUCCAUUUGGACCGAGAGGCGCCGGCAAUGGAGCGGCAGGCCCUGGCAGCGCGCGUCGCCAACGACAGCCUCUUCGCCGCCGUCGGCAACGUGGCAGUCAUCGAGAAAGCCAACAUGGUCACCUACCGCGGGCCGACGAUGGUCGCCAACACGCUCCACGCCGGCGCUCUGCUUCUGAAACAGAGCGAGGACUGGGACUGGUUCAUCAAUCUCAGCGCCUCCGAUUACCCUCUCGUCACACAAGACGACAUCCUCCAUGCCUUUUCGAGCUUGCCAAGGAACAUAAGCUUCGUGGAGCACACGAGCCGAUUGGCGUGGAAAGAAGAACAGAGAGCGAAGCCGGUGAUCGUCGACCCCGGAUUGUACCUGGACAAGAAGACCAACGUGUUCUGGGUGUCGCAGAAGAGAGAUUUGCCAACUGCGUUCAAGUUGUUCACAGGGUCUGCGUGGGUGGCGCUGUCGCGUGAGUUCUUGGAGUUCUGCGUGUGGGGGUGGGACAACCUCCCCAGGAUCCUGCUCAUGUACUACACCAACUUCGUUUCGGCGCCGGAGGGCUACUUCCAGACGGUGAUCUGCAACGCGCCGGAAUUCGCCGGCACGGUGGCAAACCACGACCUGCACUACAUCAGCUGGGACGUGCCGCCAAAGCAGCACCCGCACGUGCUGACGCUGGACGACCUCCCACAGAUGGUCAGCAGCGGCGCACCAUUCGCGCGCAAGUUCCCACGCGACGGCCACGUGCUUGACCGAAUUGACCAGCAGCUCCUCGGCCGGGCCAACGGGAGCAUCGUCCCCGGCGGGUGGUGCGUGGGGUAUCCACCCUGCUCCGAGGUCGGGGACAUGGCAGCGCUCCGGCCCGGAAAAGGCGCUGAGCGGGUUGCGCGGCUGAUGAACGGGAUAGUCCGGUCCAACAAAUUUGCACAGAACCAAUGUAGAUAAGAGUCACCAAGUGCCCUGCAGUCUGCAAUGAUGAUCGGUGAACUCACCCAGAGUUCUUGAACCUAUCUCAAAUAAAGUAACAUACACAUUGUUAGAGAGGAAUUGAUACGAGAAUUAGACUUUUCCUUCAACAGAAUUCUGCAAAAAUUACCUGAUACUGAAGGUAAGGCUUUCAGAUGAUCGAGAUUGAUCAGACUAUGAAUAAUAGAAAGAAGUUCAUGUUCUGCAAGAAAGUCUAUCGAUCAUUAAAGAACUGGCCAAACUGUGUCACUUGAACUUUUUACAAUUCAUAAAUGGUGCUUCUUAAACUGCCAUCCCAACAAGUAAUCAAUGUACAGGAAAGCAAGUGGAACAUUGUAGGUUUACAAAUGCAGAAGAAAGUCCU
Molecule: messenger RNA, 1799 nt
Organism: Zingiber officinale
Lineage: Eukaryota; Viridiplantae; Streptophyta; Magnoliopsida; Zingiberales; Zingiberaceae
Product: beta-glucuronosyltransferase GlcAT14B-like
Exons: 4
Coding region: 134-1414 (426 amino acids)
Cellular component (GO): membrane
Molecular function (GO): glucuronosyltransferase activity
Source: RefSeq, a predicted model, not a curated record